CCUAGCCCUCCUCGGUCCAGGUGGCUAGACCCUGCGGAGGGUCGAGCCGUUGCUCCCCGUCAGGUGUCCCGGCGCCAGGACCGGGUCUACAGACUGUUGAGGGGGCAAAGUAGGAGCCUGAGGAGAGGAGGCCAGGCGACCCUGCCUCCCUCCGAGGCUAGCGCUUCCGAAUUCUGCUCGGCGUCCGGGCGUUCGCGCCCUCCUGGGGCCUCGGCCUUCUGAGGCGAAGGGGCCAGGGGAGGCCCGGGUUAGCGAGGCCAUGUCCGGCUCUGGCCUGCGCGGCCCCGCUCGUUCCACGUCAGCGCUUUGUCACUCCCGGCCGAGGGCCUGCGCGCCGCCGACAAGUACUCCCGAGGCGCUGGCCGAUGUGGGAUGGUGCAGGACUUCUGGGGGCCACAAUUGCUCCUUUUCCUGGAGAUGUGACCCAAGGUGAGCUGUUACACCCUCUUCCUGGCAGCCUGUGCUCCCACCCCGGAAUCCUGCGCUUCUUCUCUGUCCUGCCUCUCCAGUUUGCUUCUACUCCACUGGCUGCAGGGCACUGUCUCCAGGAGGCCCUGGUAAAGUAUCCCCGUAUUACCUGGGAGCAGUUAGCCCAUCGAUCUACCCAGUGGCUCUUCACUAGAGCGUCCCGACACGCCAGACAUCAGUCAUCUGUGAUUACUGACCGCCGCUGCCUCAGCCAAGCAUCUUCCCUUCGUUGUUUCUCUUUUCCUUUCCAACGUUCUUAUAAAGGACACGAGCACGUUCUCUGGGACAGAGAGUCCCCAUGUGCCUGGAGCAGGAGACCUGGGCUCUCCUGCCCGCGACCCGCCACACGCGACUAACUGGGCCAACCAUGCCACGUGGCCCUCCUGGGUCGGUGAGAGGUGCCAGCCUGGGAGCCUUCAGUCCCCUCAGCUGGAAUUGUGGAUUCCGCGAGCAGAGCAGGAGCUUUGGCAUCUAUCUUCUGUUCCAGCUGGGCUGCUCCGGCAAUGGCUGUGGGGAAGAGAUGGAGAAGCCAUGAAGGCUCUGCUGAUUUUCACUGGAAUGAAAAGAGAGAGGACGAGAUCCAGAGAGAAGGAGGAAAUGCCAGUGGUUGCUGCUUCUGUGCGUGUCCCCGGCUCGGAUUGGGUGCGACGGUCUGCCUUCGACCCCGUACCCACGACAGACGCCCAGAAAAUCCGUUCUAAAUUAGUGACCCAGGCGGGCUCGCCCGCACAUCUCCGGAUUCGCUUCCCCACGCUCUUUGAGCGCCUUGCGUUCGGGCGCGCAGCCGCGCUAGGCCCCGCUGACAGGCCCGGCUCACCCGGGGCGCUGAAGGGCCGAGGGAGGCCCUGGACCCCGCGAAGAGACAAGCCAGGAAGGCGCCCGGCGCUCCCGGAUCACGUGACCGCCACCAGCGGGACUCUGUCACGUGACGGCGCAGCCGGCGAGCGUUUUUCUCACGUGACGGAGGUGCAGGCGUGUGGCCCAAUGAGGAGGCGGGGGCGGGGCUUCCGGGGGCGGUGCGCGGGAAGAGAACCCGGGGCACCCGCGGCGGCAGGGGAGACCCGGAGGGGAGCAGCGAGCUGGGGUCCAGUCCGGGGCCCGCCGCCUUUCACAACCCGGCCGCAGGGAGCAGCAUGAAGUGUCUGGUUACGGGCAGCAACGUGAAGGUGCUCGGCAAGGCCGUCCACUCCCUGUCCCGUAUCGGGGACGAACUCUACUUGGAGCCCCUGGAAGACGGGCUCUCCCUCCGGACCGUGAACUCCUCCCGCUCGGCCUAUGCCUGCUUCCUCUUUGCCCCGCUCUUCUUCCAGCAGUACCAGGCGGCCACCCCUGGUCAGGACCCGCUGCGCUGUAAGAUCCUGAUGAAGUCGUUCCUGUCAGUCUUCCGCUCGCUGGCGAUGCUGGAGAAGACCGUGGAGAAAUGCUGCAUCUCCCUGAAUGGCAGGAGCAGCCGCCUGGUAGUUCAGCUGUACUGCAAAUACGGGGUGAGGAAGACUCACAACCUGUCCUUCCAGGACUGCGAGUCCCUGCAGGCUGUCUUCGACCCAGCCGUGUGCCCCCAUGUGCUCUGUGCCCCAGCAAGGGUCCUGGGGGAGGCUGUUCUGCCCUUCCCCCCUGCGCUGGCCGAAGUGACGCUGGGGAUUGGCCGUGGCCACAGGAUCAUCCUGCGUAGCUACCAGGAGGAGGCAGGUGAGGGAGCCAGACAUGGCCUGGGGCAGGGGGCAGAGAUGGGCUGGGAUGGGGCAGGGCCCAGGUUUCCUCCUGUUGCUGUCUCCACAGACAGCACCGUCAAAGCCAUGGUGACCGAGAUGAGCAUCGGGGGGGAGGAUUUCCAGCAGCUGCAGGCCCAGGAAGGGGUGGCCAUCACUUUCUGCCUCAAGGAAUUCCGGGGGCUCCUGAGCUUUGCCGAGUCAGCGAACUUGUCUCUCAGCAUUUACUUCGAUGGCCCUGGCAGGCCAGCCAUCUUUGCCAUCAAGGACUCUCUGCUAGACGGCCACUUUGUCCUGGCCACGCUCUCAGAGCCGGACCCGCACCCCCAGGACCUGCGUGCCCCGGAGCUCCAGCAGCCAGCGCCUCAGCUUCAGGCUCACAGCACGCCCCACCUGGACGACUUUGCCCUUGAUGACAUUGACUCGUACAUGAUCGCCAUGGAAACCACUGUGGGCAGUGAGAGCUCACGGACACUGCCCUCCACCUCCCUUUCACCUGGCUUCCAGCCCCACUGUAGCCCUGGCUCCCACUCAGAGGAGGAAGAUGACACCGAGCCCAGCACAGUGCCUGGGACUCCCCCACCCAAGAAGUUCCGCUCGCUGUUCUUUGGCUCCAUCCUGGCCCCUGCACACUCUCCCCAGGGGCCCAGCCCCGUGCUGGCUGAAGACAGUGAGGGGGAAGGCUGAGCUGAGAGGUCCUUGGAGGACUGGACCAGAGGAAGCCCCAGCCUCCCCAUCUCCCAGCGCCAACCAGGGGCGGGGCCAGCUCUCCUCCAGGGUGGGUGGUAGAGGUGGGCUGUGCUGGAGCUCAGCUGGCUGGUCCUGCCGCCUCCCCCAGGCCCUGCUCGGCUAUCUGUGACUGGCCUGGGUCCUGUCGUCUCCCUUCGGCCCCCAGUCGAUCAUGUCUGUUCCCAGUCUUGGUGCCGAGCUGCCACCUGCUGGGAGGCCCCUCACCUCUUUAUCCAACCAUGCGGCAGGGUUGGGGGCCUGCGUUCUCUAAGCCCACCUCCCUAAGAAGAAAACCUCGGUGGGGCUGCUGGCCCCUGCUGAUCCACCUUCUCUGCCAACCAGGACCUGUCCCUCCCUCAGAUCCUGGGUACACCUCGAGGAUCCCCUGUGCCCGGCACACACUGUUUUGCUUGCUUUUCCAAAACUCUCUGGCCCUGACUUGGAAAUUCCAAAGGCCCCUGUGACCUGAGCGUGUGGCUGGUGUUUCCCUCGCUCGGGCCCCAUGCCCAGCAAGCCUCCCAAGUGGCCCUAGGCAGAAGAGGUCGCCAGGCGCGGCAUUUCGGACAAGGGAGACAGACGCCAUGGCGAGAAUCCAGCUUUGACCUUUAUUCGAGAGACCAGAUGGGUCGCCCCAGGAUCCGGCUGCCAGCCCUGAGGCCAAGCAAGGCUGGGGACCCACAAUCUGGCCCUGCUCUGCCCUGAGCUGCAGCCUCAGCCCCAGGAUCCUGCCUGCAGCCACUGCAGGUGCAGGUGGAAGGAGCCCUGGGGGUUGGACGCUGCUAUUGAUUCAUAAAAAAAAGAAAAAUACA
Molecule: messenger RNA, 3715 nt
Organism: Globicephala melas (long-finned pilot whale)
Lineage: Eukaryota; Metazoa; Chordata; Mammalia; Artiodactyla; Delphinidae
Gene: RAD9A
Product: RAD9 checkpoint clamp component A
Biological process (GO): cellular response to ionizing radiation; DNA replication checkpoint signaling; DNA repair
Cellular component (GO): checkpoint clamp complex
Source: RefSeq, a predicted model, not a curated record